UUUGCAUAAUGUAUGCACCUGGGCGGUUGCCAUAGUUACAGCGGGUCAAACCACCAUACAGUCCAGUGGACAGUGUGUCGUCGCAGUUUCUCUGUCUUUUCCAAAAUGUCAGCGGCUCAGAAAGUGGUUUUCGGCAGCUCUCAGGAAAGGAAACUUUUCCCCCUUCAUUACGCUCCAGACCGACUUGGAAUCCAAAUGUCACGACGACAAGCGCCGCAUGUCGGACCCGGUUGUUAUGACAACCACGAGUUUGGGACCAUAGUUUAUAACUUAGAGAAGACUCCUGGAAGUAAGAAAGGAUACAGCCUCUGUGCCAGAACUGCAGCACGAUUUCCACCUGACAGUAAGAGUGUGGUUCCUUCACCAUGGCAGUACCAGCCAGAUCAAAGCACAUCCAGAAUCCCCCUGCCUGGCAAAACACCUUUCAACUCCACCACUCAGAGGUUCAAAAGGACAUCAUGUACAGCUGAGGAAAGCCCAGGCCCUGCCACCUACGAUGUCCAUAAUGUGGUGACAAACAGGAAGGUGAGCUGGCCCAUGCGCUUUGGGAGCCCAGACUGGUCUCGUCUGCCUCAGCUGGACAAAAGAUCAUUUUGGGUGAAGUUAAACAGUGAAAAAGAAUAUCAGAAACUGAGGAGCACCCUGGCCUACCUGAGUUUGUACUACUGACACUGAAGCGGAUGAAUUAAAAACCUAUUCACAACAAUACGAGUCUGUGUUUUUGUAUUAAAAGAUAUGA
Sphaeramia orbicularis (orbiculate cardinalfish) is the source of this 739-nucleotide messenger RNA. RefSeq names its product protein pitchfork. Gene Ontology annotation, molecular function: cytoskeletal protein binding. Gene Ontology annotation, biological process: regulation of cell projection organization. The record is from RefSeq and is a predicted model, not a curated record. The transcript has 5 exons. Bases 13 to 669 code for a protein of 218 amino acids. NCBI's taxonomy places the organism in Eukaryota, Metazoa, Chordata, Actinopteri, Kurtiformes, Apogonidae.